ACAGAGAGAGAGAGACCAAGGGGUUCAGAGUCCGAUCACAGAGAUGCAGAUCGCAGAGGACUGCAAGGGGUUAAGGAGGAGCUCGACAGAGAAGCUGCCUCAUGCUGGGCGUGUCCUACAGGGGGCACUGCUGUCUUCCUUCCCCAGCCUGCUUCGUGACCAUAAGUAUCACCUCAAGACGCUAAGGCAGUGCUGCACUGGGGAGGAGUUGGUGGAUGACCUGAUGAAACUACAGCCGUCCCUCCAGGGGAGAUUGCAGGCUGUUGGCAUCUUACAACUUCUGCUUGAUCUAGAAAUCCUCGUUCCUGUGCGCCAGGGGAGUACCUUCCAAGACAAAGACAGCAGUUUCUUCCGUUUCGCCGUGGGUGCCCCUGGGCGUGAGGAGUCCCCGAGAGCUGGCACUGCCGAGGAUGAACUGCAGGAGGCGAUGGAGUUACUCGCUCUGCUCGGGAUUGAGGCCUUACUUACCUCCUGUCUCCGAAAACCUCCAUCCCAGAGAAGUGCUGAAGACCUGGAUAUUAUUUAUGAGGAGUUGCUGCACGUCCGCGUUCUGUCCCACCUCUCCAGUACGGUGUGCAGACAACUCGCUGGGGUCAUACAUUUUGAAUCACAUUCGAAAGCUGGAACUGUCUUGUUCCGUCAGGGGGACAGCGGGAGUUCCUGGUACAUCAUCUGGAGGGGAUCCGUCAGUGUCCUCACCCAUCGCCAGGGUGUGGUCUCCACCCUCCAGGAGGGAGAUGAUUUCGGCGAGUUGGCAUUAGUCAAUGACGCUCCGCGUGCAGCCACCAUCGUCCUUCGUGAAGACCACUGCCUCUUCCUCCGAGUCGAUAAGGAAGACUUCAAACGCAUCCUGAAGGAUGUGGAGGCAAACACAGUCCACCUGAAAGAACAUGGGCAGAAUGUGCUAGUUUUGGAGAAAUUCCAACCAACCGUUAGCCCUGGGCAGGGUCGCUCACCUGCCAGGUACCUGGUCAUGUCCGGGACUCCGGAGAAGAUACUGGAAUAUCUGCUGGACACCGUCAGCUUGGAGACCAACUACUGCAACCCAACAGAUUCGUUCCUUGGGGAUUUCCUCCGGAUGCACAGCAUCUUCAUGCCAACAGCCCAGCUCCACAGAGCCCUGCUCACCCAUUACAGGGGCCGUGACCCCGGUCCAGAGGAGGUGGUAGUGCAGGAGGGAAUGGCCGGCAGGGCUGACCCAUCUGUGGCCAUGAAGGAGAAGGUGUUGCACCUGGUCACCCAGUGGGUGAGCCUUCUGGGGGCGCGGGCACAGGAAAAUCCCGCGGUGCUGGCCCUCCUACAGGAGCUGCGUUCGCUCGUUCUGAACGAUGCCGAGUUGGGGGAACACGCGGAGAACGAUGGCGUUUCCUACAACACGAAACACGAGACAACAAGGAACACAAGUGUACGAGAGAAGCUCAGGAACUGGGUGUGGAUUCUGGACCGUGUCCCUGGGAGGUGCGACAGGACGGGGUCAAGCCCCAGAGAGCGCGAGCCGGUGAGACGUUCGGAGAGGGGGAGCAGUGCCUCAGUGGGGCAUGGACAUCGUCUCAGUGUCUGCCCCUGGGAGGGGACGCACGACCCGUGCCCACCCCCAGCCCCGCAAGGUCCCCACCUGGGAUUGGACACCCUCCUGGAGGGAUACAGCUCCAAGGAACUGGCUAACCACCUCAACGCGUACGACUGGGAGAUCUUCCAACGCAUCCACGAGCUGGAUGUGGUCGAACAUGUGGUGGGCCGAGGAGAGGGGGUCAGUGGAGGUGGCCGUACCCACCUGGACAGUUACUUGACCAGGUUUAACCUGCUCCAGUACUGGGUGGUCACUGGGAUCUGCCUGUGCGCUCACCUGGGGAGGCGCAGCGCCCUGCUGAGGAAGUUCAUCAAGAUGGCCGCCCGGUGUAAGGAGCUGAGGAACAUGAACUCCUUCUUUGCCUUGAUGUUUGGACUCAGUAACGCCGCGGUCAGGCGCCUCUCCCUGACCUGGGAGCGAUUACCCAGCAAACACAGGGGGAUCUUUCAGGACCUCGAGCGCUUACUGGAUCCAUCCCGGAACCACUGGGUCUACAGACAGACGGUCAGGAAGUUCAACUCCGCCUACCUCCCGUUCCUCCCAUUGCUCCUCAAAGACCUGACAUUUAUUCACGAGGGAAACAAAACCUACUUGAACGGCCUCGUGAACUUCGAGAAAAUGCGAAUGUUAUCGCGAGUGGUGAGUGUGGUCCCACGGUGUCAGUGUAACCAGGACGUGUCGGAGCCCUCGCUGGGCGAGAGGAGGGAGCAGACCCUCAGGAUCUCCCUGAGGGAGCUCAGGGGGAUCGAUAACCAGGGGACACUGAACCAACUCUCGCUGGAACUGGAGCCUCCGAGGGACCGGGGACCCGCGAAUCCUCCCACAGCCAAAUAGCCCCAC
This is a messenger RNA of Hemiscyllium ocellatum (epaulette shark), 2410 nucleotides long. RefSeq names its product Rap guanine nucleotide exchange factor (GEF) 3 (gene rapgef3). Bases 44 to 2404 code for a protein of 786 amino acids. Lineage: Eukaryota; Metazoa; Chordata; Chondrichthyes; Orectolobiformes; Hemiscylliidae. Gene Ontology annotation, biological process: positive regulation of GTPase activity; Ras protein signal transduction. Gene Ontology annotation, molecular function: guanyl-nucleotide exchange factor activity. Gene Ontology annotation, cellular component: plasma membrane. The record is from RefSeq and is a predicted model, not a curated record. The transcript has 25 exons.